Messenger RNA from Adineta steineri, 336 nucleotides. NCBI's taxonomy places the organism in Eukaryota, Metazoa, Rotifera, Eurotatoria, Adinetida, Adinetidae. The record is from the annotation of a GenBank genome assembly.
AUGGAUAAUCGUGAAUUUUAUAUACCUGAUGUUCCUCCAUUUCCAUUAGAAAAUUCUAGUAAAAUCAUUAUAACACAAUUAUCUGAAGAAACUAGUAUACAAACAUGGCCACCAGGUUUCAAAACUGGCGAUGAUAUCAUUACUCAUACAUUUUAUGAAGAAGUUUAUCUUCUAGAUGGUUCUAUUACUGAUCUUUCUCUUAAUAAAACAUUUGGUAAAGGAUAUCAUGCAUGGCGUAAUCCUCAAAUGAAACAUGGACCUUAUCAAGCUGAUCAAAAUCUUGGUUGUCAAAUGCUCGUCAUUGUUAGACAAUCAGAUUCUCGUUCAAGUGUUUAA